ACCUUAACAAACUACACAACCGAAGGAUCUACACAACAACCAACCGAAGGAUCUACACAACAACCAACUGAAGGGUCUACACAACAACCAACACAACAACCAACUGAAGGAUCCACACAACAACCAACUCAAGAACCUACUCAAACUCAGGAAUCCAAUCAACAAUCAACUCAGAAACGAACUCAAAUAGCCCAGCCAACAACUACUAUGAAUUCUACUGUGGAACCUACUGAGAAUCCUACAACAUCUAUUAUGGAACCUACUGAGAAUCCUACAACAUCUACUGUGGAACCUACUGAGAAUCCUACAACAUCUACUGUGGAACCUACUGAGAAUUCUACUAUAUCUACCGUGGAGCCUACUGAGAAUCCUACAACAUCUACUACGGAACCUACUGAGAAUCCUACAUCUACUAUGGAACCUACUGAGAAUCCUACAACAUCUACUGUGGAACCUACUGAGAAUCCUACAUCUACUAUGGAACCUACUGAGAAUCCUACAUCAUCUACUACGGAACCUACUGUGAAUCCUACAACACCUACUGUGAAUUCUACUCAAGAACCAACCCAGGAACAAGAAUGUUCUGUUCACGGUCAAUCAGUGGUACAAGAAGAACCCAUCGUUGUUGUUUUGCAUGGAUCGGGUUCAGAAAGUGUUCAAGAACCUUUCGUUUAUACUGAUGAAAAUCCGUCUACGUCAGUUGAAAACGAUGCCGAUGAUACCGCUGAUAAUAUAGAAUCUGAAGAUGACGCUCAAAAUUAG
Messenger RNA from Dentiscutata heterogama, 762 nucleotides. The record is from the annotation of a GenBank genome assembly. NCBI's taxonomy places the organism in Eukaryota, Fungi, Glomeromycota, Glomeromycetes, Diversisporales, Gigasporaceae.